AUGUCUACUUCAUCUUCAUCCAACGAAAUCGUCCUCCCACCUAUGCUACCCGACUUAUCAACGAGUAGUUCGUUUUUAUUUUUUAAAGAGGCGUUAGCGGCCGUAGAAGAGCUAGAAGACUCGGGUUCCUCUAAUGACACCCGCACAUACAUUAAGCGACAUCGAGAAGAAGCCCAUGAAAAAUUAAUGCAUGAUUAUUUUGCGGAAUCACCAAAGUUCGGCGAACGCUACUUUCGUCAUCGUUAUCGCAUGAGUAAAAGGUUGUUUGUAAAGAUUAUUGGUGACCUUGAAGCUAAGUACCCGUAUUUUCAACAACAUAUGGACGCAAGGAAUAGAAAAAGAUUCACGACGAUACAAAAAUGCACGUCGGCAAUCAAGCAACUCUCGACGGGUGAACCAUCGGAUAACUUUGAUGAGUAUUUAUGUAUGGCCGAUCGCACGACACGCGAGUGUCUUACCUACUUUUGUGAAGCAGUCAUUAAUUUAUAUCGUUGGGAGUUCUUACGUAGCCCGACAUCUCAUGACAUCGCUAUGAUCCAACAGGCGCAUAAUGCGCGACAUCACCUUCCUGGAAUGCUCGGUAGUCUUGAUUGUACGCAUGUUGAAUGGAGGAGUUGUCCUAGGCGUUUGAAAGGGCAAUACACGCGUGGGGAUCAUAAAGUCCCUACGAUCAUGGUUGAGUCACCGUUGUAUGAUUCGGUUCGAAAUGGGCCGGCUCCAAACUCAUCAUUCAUUUUUCGCGGUCGGUUGUACAAGCGUGGCUAUUUGCUAACUGAUGGUAUUUAUCCUAGGUGGUCUACGUUUGUUAAAGCGUAUCCACACCCUGUCGAUCCAAAUGAAAAGAAGUUCAAGAGAGUACAAAAAGCGGCAAGAAAAGAUAUUGAAAGGGUUUUUGGUGUUCUUAAGGGAAAAUGGAAGAUAUUGGAGUUCCCGAUUCAUAUAAUGGACUAA
Erigeron canadensis is the source of this 951-nucleotide messenger RNA. RefSeq lists its product as uncharacterized. The transcript has 2 exons. The record is from RefSeq and is a predicted model, not a curated record. NCBI's taxonomy places the organism in Eukaryota, Viridiplantae, Streptophyta, Magnoliopsida, Asterales, Asteraceae. Bases 1 to 951 code for a protein of 316 amino acids.